UCUUAGCUCUUGAACUCUAUGUCUUCAGAUAUUACAGAAAACUUUAUUUUUUGCCCUACUGCUAAAAAUUUAUGGGAUGAGGUUACCCACAGAUAUGGUCAAACCAAUGGUCCUUUGGAAUUUCAGAUUCUUAGGGAUUUAGCUAAUGUCACCCAAGGCACAAAAUCUAUUAAUGAAUGUUACACAUGUUUGAAAAGAAAAUGGGAUGAACUUUCAACCACUAGAGUCCUACCUGUUUGCACUCGUGAUACUGCUUGUAGUUUUUCAGAUCUUGAUCAAAAGGACAAAUUGAUGCAAUUUUUGAUGGGUCUUAACGAUGAGUAUGACAAUACUAGGAACAACAUUCUCAUCAUGAAUCCUUUACCUCCCCUAAACCAAGCUUUCAGCAUGGCUUUAAGUGUUGAAAAACAGAGAGAGAUCCACCAUCACCCUAUUGAAUCAACUGAAUCCACUGCUAUCAUGCUUUCUCAAACUCGACCAUCCACAACCAACUCAUUUUACAGAGGCAAUCAAAGAGAGAACCAUUACCAUAACAAAUCUAAAGAUUCCAAAGAUGAUAGAUAUUGCACCUACUGUAAAAAUCCCAAUCACACCAAAGCAAAUUGUUUCAAAUUAAUUGGGUACCCUGAUUGGUUUCUUGAAAAGCGGAAGAACAAGCAACAAAAGGGAAACAACGCUGCUGUUCAUAACAUGGCUACAUCAGAGUCUCCUUUGGAUAUUUCUAUCUCAAGUCCAACUCAAGACACAAUCAGUACCCAUCUGAGCAAAUUUAUUCAGCAAGAAGUAAGCAGAGCUGUAAAGGGAAAAGCUUCAACCUCUGACUCUGGAUAUGCAGACUGAGACUAUUGUGGCUUCUGGUACAGUUGUGGCAGGAUUGUACUACCUCACCAAAGACUCCUUUUCUCUUCAAAGUCACAAUGCCAUCUACCUAGCAGAUUCUACACACCCAGUCAUCUUGCCUAUCUAUGGCACUCUAGA
Messenger RNA from Jatropha curcas, 978 nucleotides. The record is from RefSeq and is a predicted model, not a curated record. Lineage: Eukaryota; Viridiplantae; Streptophyta; Magnoliopsida; Malpighiales; Euphorbiaceae.